This is a messenger RNA of Tilletiaria anomala UBC 951, 2488 nucleotides long. Its product is annotated as RNI-like protein. The coding region runs from base 364 to 2316 and encodes 650 amino acids. The transcript is spliced from 6 exons. NCBI's taxonomy places the organism in Eukaryota, Fungi, Basidiomycota, Exobasidiomycetes, Georgefischeriales, Tilletiariaceae. The record is from RefSeq and is a predicted model, not a curated record. Gene Ontology annotation, cellular component: SCF ubiquitin ligase complex. Gene Ontology annotation, biological process: SCF-dependent proteasomal ubiquitin-dependent protein catabolic process.
CAUAUAUCUGUGUCCUAGGGGAGCAGCGCACAUGGAGUACUGAGGAAAUCAACACAACCCUGCCGUGGAUUGCUCUAGGGAACACCACGGCCCAUUUAUGGCCUCCGUCAUCCAUCGACUAUGGCCCCAUCCUCUCACCCAUAUACAUGCAGCACUGGGAUACAUUCUUCCCAGACCGCCUUGCCGAUGAUAGUGACGUUCCCUGAUUCCUCGUCACGGGGAGAGGCUCAUGAAACUCAAUGAGUGUACCGCCUGUUUCUAUCCAUCGACUUGAUCAUUUCCUAAGCUCCUGUUCUGGGCAUUGGCUCGAGAAUCAGACGCUUGUUGAAAGCGCUAAGACGAGCUGUAUAGCAACACACCAUUAUGUCUCGCGGUGUCACGGGACCAACAUCGGCUCUGACCGAAUUCCUGCGGGAGAAAGGAAUCACCGCAAGGGGAAAUAUCAGCCGAUUUUCGCGCAGAUCCGAAACGGGCACGGAGCAGAAUACAUUUGCUCUUAGUGAAGACGGGCAGGGCUUCACUUCCUUUGCAGGUGCCGAUGUCGAUGACGCUUCCGCUGCCGCUGCCGGCGGGGAGGCAGGUCCAAGCAACGCCGUAGCUGGUCCCUCCACCACACGAUUGGACAGGAGAGACGGCAAACGCAUAAGUGCCACGCAGGACGCUGGUGAUCGUGGCCAAGCGGAUAAGCUCGCAGCGCUGGCCAAGGUAAAAGCCCUUGCUAAGGCAAGGACAGCUGCGGCAGCGAAGAAGCGCAAGUCAUUCAAAGAGAGCGAGGACGAUGACGAUGACGAAGAAGACGGCUAUCAAGAAGAAUUGAGCUUGACAAAGGCAGCGUCUGCUCGGGCUGUCAAGAGGCAGGCCAUGGGGUCCGGCUCCGGGCCGAAUGCAGCCAUGAUCAAGGUCAACCCUCCCGCAUCGAUGGUCAAGCCCAACGGCGCACUGGCGUACUGUGGGAGUUGCCGGAAGCGCUUUUCCGUCACCCAAUACACCUCGUAUAUUGCCAAAGGCCCCAUCUGCCACAAGUGCGGCACGAAGGUAGACGCCGCCAACACCAGCGAAGGAUCAGCAGCUGCCAACAAUGGUGCUGCGAAGAAGAGAGCAGCAUCGAGGCGUAAAUUGAUUCAGCAGCAGAGCCGGAAGGUCGUUCCCACAUUACAAGGGCUAUGUAUUAGGCUCAUCAGCAACAGCAUUGAAGACGUCGAAGACCUCGGUGGCAUGGGGGCCGGUAGUGUGGAUCGCAUCAGUAAGAGCAUUUCCAAAAAUCGCAGUCUUAACACCAGUACUCUCAAGCUGUUCCUUUCGCCCGCCAUCAAGUCCCUCCGCCUGUACGACUGCAGCAAGCUCGAUUCUGACUCGCUCCGUACAAUCCCGGACUUUUGCCCCCAACUUGAAGACAUCAAUCUGCAGUUGUGUGGGCAACUGGACAACGAAGCCAUCGACGCCUGGUCAGAUAAGCUGAAUCGCUCACUCCACCGCCUAGAGCUGUACGGUCCCUAUCUGGUGCGCGUCGAAUCGUGGCUGCACUUCUUUGCCAUGGUCGCGUCCAACCUAGAGAGUUUCAAGAUCCGGGAAUCGCCACGCUUCAAUCUGGAAUGCGUGGAGGCGAUGGCGAAGUAUUGUCCAAACAUCACGGAGCUCGGCCUGGCGCAGAUCGGACCUCUGGACGGAAAGUCGCUGCAGCACGUUGCGUGCUAUGAUCAGCUGACCUACCUCGACAUCUCCGAUCCGGGUGUCUCGGCGCCGGGGAUGCCGCCGAAAAGCUUGCAGAACGAGGACAUCAUAAGCCUGCUGAGAUCCGUGGGCAAGAAUCUUGAGUAUCUUGACAUCUCUGGCAACCAGGACCUGACGGACCCCGUGAUCGUCGAUGGCGUCAAGGUGCACUGCAGCCGCCUCAAGGCUCUGAAGCUCGGCAAGCUGGGCCAACUGACCUCAGCCGGGCUGUGCGAGCUGUUCCGCAAGUGGGGGAACGCGCACGGAGGGCUGACGAUGCUCGAUGUGCAACGCGUGCUGCUGCUCGAUGACGUGGCGCUCCAGGCGAUCGUGGCGCAUUCGGGCGCGCAGCUGCAGCAGCUUAACCUGAACAGCGAUAAUUUGCUGACGGAGCAAGGGCUGGCCCGGUGGAUCAGCGCGGACGCGUGCCCGGGCUUGCGCACGCUUGACGUCAGCUUUGUGCGCUGUGUCAACGACAGCUUCGUGCUCGGCUUGAUGCACGUGGAGAGCGUAAGCCAGAUCUGGGUGUUUGGCUGCAACAAGAUCAGUGACUUUAUCAAGUCGAAUCACCGCGUGCAGAUCGUUGGCAAAGAGAAAGACAUUUGAAGAACAGCAUCAAACUCUUCUCUUGUACUUGACCCAGCUGGCUAUUCAAAAAUCGAUGCCGCUUCUUCAGCUUACACAUAUGCGCAUAGCAUAUUGAUACACAGACUAUAUGUUCUAGCCUUACAAAGUGCAACCUCCAUCGUCGCACAAAUUUCAAUGUUCUUGACUUGUC